AUGUCGCAAAAACUCGCUGCUAAGGUCAAAAAUGUCUUAAGUGGUGACACCGUGGUGUUGGUGCCUACUAAAACAGCACAAUUCCCAAUUCCAGAGAGAAUUCUCACUCUCCAAUAUGUUCGAGGCGACACUUUCGAGGCCAAAGAGUACUUGAGACAGUUGAUGAUUGGAAAAGAAGUCAAGUUUGAGGUCGGUUUCAAGGUUCCCACCACCGGGAAAGAAUUUGGUGACAUUCUGUCGCCAAUAUUUUCAUCUUUGAUCGAGCACUUGUUGGAGAAAGGUUUGGUCAAGUUGAACGACAACAUUCGUGCUGAUACUGACGAUGUGGCUGAACGCGUGGAAGAUUUGAAGGUGCUUGAGGCUCAAGCCAAGCAGAAACAGGUUGGGAUCUGGGCUCCCAAGUUUGCCGAUCCCGAAUUGGUUCCUCUCACUGAAGACAUCAUCUCCAAAUCUCAGAACACCCCAUUGACUGCCAUUGUCGAGAGGGUCAUCAGUGGAGAUAGAGUUAUUGCACGCAUUUUCGUCAGCAAACAGAAACACGCCGAGCUGCCCUUGAUCUUGGCCGGUAUCAAGGCUCCAAGAACAGAUGAAGUUGGUACUUCGCAAAAGGUGGCCCAGCAGGCUAAGCAGUACGUUGAAGACCGACUCUUGACGUCCAAAGUGAAUGUGAAGGUCAAGAUCAUCGGCGAGAACCUGAAUGGUGUACCAUUAGCCAUCUUCGAGCAUCCUACAGGCAACAACAUCCACGAGAAGUUGCUAGAGAGUGGUUUCGCUGAGAUUGUUGAUUGGCAAUCCAGUCUCAUUGGCUCAGCCAUUAUGAGCCAGUUGAGAAAGGCUGAGCAGACAGCUAAAGCCUUGGGCAAGGGUGUGUUCGAGUCUUUAGCCGGCACGAAGCCUGCUGCCGGUGGUGCUAAGCUGGCUAUUUCCUCCAAGACCUUGAGACCGGGUCUUACAGUUGAGAACGUCACCAUCUCCAAAAUUAUCAAUGUUGACAGCUACAACGUUAGAUUGCCAUCAGGAGAAGAAAUCACGGUACAAUUGGCUUCGUUGAGAGGUCCUAGACCCAAUGACACCACUGUGACCACCAACAAGAAUUACCAACAGGCAUUGGUACAGAUGGCCAGAGAGUUUGUUAGAAACGUUGCCAUUGGUAAGUCUGCAACCAUGUACAUUGACGGUUUCAGAGAGGCUAACAAGGAAUAUGGCCUCGAUGCUCGUUUCUUGGUGUCGUUGAAGUUGGGAGACAAGGAUCUUUCGGAAUCGAUUGUUUCCAACGGUUUUGCCACAGUGAUCAAGCAUAAUAAGCAGACUGCUAACGAGAGAGCUAUUAACUGGGACCGUUUGGUGGAGAUCGAGGAAGAGCAGAAGAAGUUGGGGAAGAAGGGUGUUUAUUUCUCUGGUAGUGACAUCUCCAAGAUCUUGACCAUCGGCACUAGAGUUGUCAACGCAUCUGAUAACUAUGGAAAGGCCAAGGCUUUCUUCAAUGGAUUUAGCAAGAAGGGCCGCAUGAGUGGAUACUACGUCGAGUAUGUCUCUUCUGUUAACAAACUCAAGUUGUACAACCCUAAGGAAGGCACUAAGUUGUCGUUGAUCUUAGGAGGUUUGGCCAAUGAGAAAUCGCUUAACAACACUGAGGGUCUUGAAUAUCUCAACAGAAAGUAUCUUCAGAGAAACGUCGAGUUUGAGAUCUACGACAGUGACAAGAUUGGAAGUUUCGUGGGUAACUUGUAUGCCAAUGCACAGGCCAUCAAGACCGUACAGGAGGAGCUUUUGGAGAAUGGAUUGACCACUACAUAUUCCUUGGCCAUCAAUGCCAACAGACGGUCCUCUGAAUUGCUUGCUGCUGAAGAGGCUGGUAAGGUUGCUCGCAAGGGAAUCUGGAAGAACUUCAACGCCAGUGAGGCACAAAGAGACGUGGAUACCGCUGCUUCACAGUUGGCGAAGACGAACUUGAAUGCCAAGCCACAGUUCUUUGACAUUGAAAUCGUCGAUAUCGAUCCGUCUGGAGUUUUGUCGUAUCACAUCACCGAUAAGGACAUUAGUGCCACAUUUACCAAGUUCAAGGAAGAGUUCAAAGCUUUCCAUCAACAGAAUGCCAGUGCAAGCACCACGUCUGUUGACUUGCCAGUCAAUUUGACUGCUCCACCUAAAAAGAAUGAGCUUGUUUCAGCUAAGUUCAGUGAGAAUGGAAAGUAUUACCGUGCCAGAGUGCUCAACUUCGAUAGAAGCACUCAGAAUUUCGAGGUGAAGCAUGUUGAUUUUGGAAACAUUGAUCGUGUCCCGUUGUCAUCUUUACGUGUUUUGCCCAAGAAAUUCGGUUUGGAUGUUCUCAAGCCAUUUGCUCACACCUGUAAGUUGCAGAACAUCACUUUGCCUCCAACCCAGCCACGCGACUACUUGUCCGAGGCCUUGGAGGUGUUGGAUGAGUUGACCUACGAUAACAAGCUUGUGCUUUCGGGCUUGCCAUCGUCAACUCCGGGUGUUGAGUUCGAUGCUCUCUUGUAUGACGAGAUUUCCUUGGUCGACAGCACCUACACCAUCAACAAGGAGUUGGUGGAGAGGGGCUAUGGUAUUGUGGAGCCAAACACUAAUAUUCGAUUGCAGGAUUACAUCAAUUGGUGUUUGGAGGCACAAGAGCAAGCCAAGGCAAAAAGACUUGGAUGUUGGGAGUUUGGAGACAUCAGAGACGAGGAGGAGCAGUACUAA
This is a messenger RNA of Sungouiella intermedia, 2706 nucleotides long. Lineage: Eukaryota; Fungi; Ascomycota; Pichiomycetes; Serinales; Metschnikowiaceae. The record is from the annotation of a GenBank genome assembly.